AUGAAACCUUUUUAUCCAGGCUUAGAACUUUCGCCAGCCCAAAUCGAAGACAUUGAUAGGGUGGUUGAUAAGUUAACUUUAGAUGAGAAGGCCAGCCUAAUUGCUGGUGUUGAUUUUUGGCAUACUUUUCCCGUUCAUGAUACUGAAAGAAAUAUUGAUAUUCCUUCAAUAAGAUUGUCAGAUGGUCCAAAUGGUAUCAGAGGCACAAAAUUCUAUAAUAGUGUCCCCAGUGCCUGUUUUCCCAAUGGGACCUCUUUGGGAGCGACCUUCAAUAAGGAGAUUCUCAAUGAGUCUGGUAAGCUCAUGGCCAUUGAAGCAAAACAUAAGGGUGCCCAUGUAAUUUUAGGCCCCACUGUUAACAUUCAAAGAGGCCCAAAUGGUGGAAGAGGAUUCGAAAGCUUUAAUGAAGAUCCGACAGCAUCUGGUAUCAUAGCUAGCGAAAUAAUUAAAGGUAUUCAGUCGGAGAAAGUCAUUGCUACCAUCAAGCACUUUGUAUGCAAUGAUUUUGAGCACGAAAGAAGAACCGUUAAUGCAAUUGUUAGUGAAAGAGCUUUACGUGAAGUCUACUUGAAGCCUUUUCAAAUAGCUUUGAAAACCUCAAAUCCAUUUGCUUUGAUGUCUUCUUACAACCGAGUCAACGGUGUUCACGUAUCUCAAAGCUCUCAUUUAUUGAUUGAUAUUCUCAGAAAUGAAUGGAAUUAUCAAGGUACAGUCACUAGUGAUUGGUUUGGCACAUAUAACUUGCAGGAAUCUAUAAAGUAUGGUGUAGACUUAGAAAUGCCAGGAAAGCCACUAGUUAGGGAUAAAAAACAGAUUAUUGACGGUGUUAUUACCAAAGAAAUCUCUUUGAAAGAUUUGGAUGAUAGAGUUAGAAACGUUAUUAAGUUGGUUUACAGAACCAGAGCGUCUGACAUUCCUGAAAACGCUAUUGAGGAUGCUAGUAACAAUACAAAGGAAACUUCUGAAUUUUUAAGAAGGUUGGCUAAUGAGGGUACAGUCCUACUAAAGAAUGAUGCUAACGUUCUACCAUUGAGCACCAAAGACAAAAUUGCGGUUGUGGGACCAAAUGCCAAAGUUUUGAGCUUUAGUGGUGGAGGUUCAGCCUGUCUAAACCCAUACUACGUUAUCAAUGCCUAUGAUGGAAUUGCCAAGCGAUACGGAAAAAAACCAUUGUAUAGCCUUGGCGCUUCCUCACAUAAUCUAUUGCCAGAAUUAGGUACAGUUUUGGAAAAUAGUGCAAUUGGAGCUAAAGGUUACAGAAUUAAAUAUUAUUAUGACUUGGCUGAUGCCAAAUUGACCAAUGAAAAUUUUUUCCAUCAAGAUGAUUUUGAUGAGUCGUUUAUCAGUUUUUUUGAUUUUAUCGAGACUACGAAGGCCAAGUUUUACGCUGUUAUUGAAGCCGAAUUUAUCCCCGAGAAAGAUGGUAUUUAUGAUUUUGGUUUAGUUGUUAAUGGCACUGGUCAAUUGUUUAUUGAUGGCAAAUUAGUCGUUGACAACAAAACAAAACAAACCCGUGGUGAACAUUUUUUUGGUUAUGGAACUGUGGAAGAAAGAGGCUCAAUUAGUUUGUCCACAGGAAAAAAAUACAAAUUUAGAGUGGAAUAUGGGAGUGCUAUCACUUCAACGUAUCCUAGUGCUAUUAAUGAAAAUGCACCAGGUGGAGGUCUCAACUUUGGCGCUACUAUCAGAACUGAUGAAGAGGAGGAAAUAAAGAAAACUGUUGAAAUUGCGAAGAAGGUUGAUAAGGUUGUUGUUAUUGUUGGGUUAUCAAAGGAAUGGGAAUCUGAAGGUUUUGACAGAAAAGAUUUGAAAUACCCUGGAAGAACAAAUGAUUUGAUUUUUGCCCUUGCCAAGGUUAAUCCAAAUAUUGUUGUUGUUAAUCAAAGUGGAACGCCAAUGGAGACUCCUUGGAUUGAUAAUGUUAAUGGUUUUGUUCAAUCUUGGUAUAACGGUAUUGAAUUGGGUAACUCCUUGGCUGACAUAUUAUUUGGAGAUGUAAAUCCGAGUGGUAAAUUAUCAUUAACAAUUCCAAAAAAAUUCGAAGACAACCCGGCUUAUUUGAAUUUUACAUCUGACUUUGGCGAUUCCGUUUAUGGUGAAGAUAUUUUUGUUGGAUACAAAUAUUAUGAAAAAUUGAAUAAAGAAGUCUCAUUUCCAUAUGGUUAUGGGCUAUCCUACACUACUUUUGAAUUUAGUUCUCUAAAAGUUGAGUCAGACUGGGAAGCUAAUCAGCUUAAUAUUGCUUUGUUGGUUGAAAAUACAGGUUCCUUGGAUGGUAGUGAGGUGAUCCAAGUCUAUAUAUCUGCUGUCACAGGAUCCUCUAUUAGAAGACCCAUUAAAGAAUUGAAGGACUUCACGAAAGAGUUUAUCAGAAAAGGAGAAAGUAAAAAGAUUACUUUGACCACUGAUUUGAAAACUGCUUUGUCUAUUUGGGACAAUCAUAAAGCCAAAUGGUUUAUUGAAAAAGGAAACUAUCGAGUUCUAGUUGGAAAUAGUUCCAAUAAUGUUCCGCUUUCGGGUUCAAUUGAAAUUGCAGAAAACUACUGGUGGUCUGGUUUGUAA
Messenger RNA from Saccharomycopsis crataegensis, 2562 nucleotides. RefSeq names its product beta-glucosidase H. The coding region runs from base 1 to 2562 and encodes 853 amino acids. Gene Ontology annotation, biological process: glucan catabolic process. The transcript has a single exon. Gene Ontology annotation, molecular function: beta-glucosidase activity. The record is from RefSeq and is a predicted model, not a curated record. NCBI's taxonomy places the organism in Eukaryota, Fungi, Ascomycota, Saccharomycetes, Ascoideales, Saccharomycopsidaceae.